Messenger RNA from Didymella exigua CBS 183.55, 2538 nucleotides. RefSeq names its product RINT-1 family protein. The record is from RefSeq and is a predicted model, not a curated record. Lineage: Eukaryota; Fungi; Ascomycota; Dothideomycetes; Pleosporales; Didymellaceae. The coding region runs from base 1 to 2538 and encodes 845 amino acids. Gene Ontology annotation, biological process: regulation of ER to Golgi vesicle-mediated transport; retrograde vesicle-mediated transport, Golgi to endoplasmic reticulum; endoplasmic reticulum to Golgi vesicle-mediated transport. Gene Ontology annotation, cellular component: Dsl1/NZR complex. The transcript has 5 exons.
AUGGACGACAGCGAUGCGCGCGUACUCGACUUCCUCGACGACAAGCUGCAGACGGCCGCCGACCUGGACGCGCUCGACGGGCUGCUGGCGGCCGUCACGGCGCAGCACGGGCUGCUGAGGCAGCAGCUCGACGGCGCCCAGCGCGACCUCGACGACGCAAAGCGCCAGCAGCACGCGCACCACAGCCAGCUGCAGGCCAGCGCCGCAGCGUUCCGGCGCCAGCAGCACGACUUGGACCGCCGCCUGCUGGCCAUGACGGCCUCGGAGACCAGCGACGAGGCCGUGCCGCGCUUCGAGGCCGCGCUGGGGACGCUGCAGCGCGUCGACGUGGCCGGCCGCUACCUGGACCUGCUGCGCGACGUCGACGAGCUCGGGGGGGACAGAGUGCCGACGUCCAGCGAGACGCCCCACGACGCUGCCCUCGCGUCCUACGGCCAGCUGCGCGCCCUGCACGGCCGUCUGCUCACGCUCCACCACAACGCCGAGGGCGCCGCGCCGCAGCUGCUCCACCACGUCGCCCAGACCACCCACGCCCUGCGCUCGCAGCUGCUCGAUGCCUUCGGCGCCGACCUCGACGCCGUCCUCAAAAAGGUGCACUGGCCGACGCCCACAGCCGCCAUGCCGCCGCAGCUGCGUGGGGACUGGGAAGCGGCGGUGGCGAAGCUGCUCGACCUGCAAAUGCCGGACCUCGAGGGGUGCGACUAUGCGACGGCGGCCGGGGACAAGGCGAAGCUGCCGCCGGUGCUGUUCCCCUUUGAAGUGCUCGUGCAGCCCCUCGCCAUGCGCUUUCGCUACCACUUUGACGGCGACAGGCCCACCAACCGUCUUGACCGGCCCGAGUACUUCCUCUCGCACGUCAGUGCGCUUGUCGACGACUACAGCAGCUUCAUGAGUGACUACAUGCAGCCUGUGCUGCUGAAGCACUUUCGUGGCACAGACGUCGCACUGAACCCCGUCUACGUGGACGCCAUGUCUGCCUUCAUCACUGCGCUCUUGCCCAUGCUGAGGACCAAGAUUGCCUCGCUGCUGCCCCAGGUGGCAGGCCAGCCCCAGCUCCUCAGCCACCUCAUGCAUGAGAUGAUGAGCUUCGACUGCACCAUCAGAGACACGUGGGCAUACGAUGGCGGCUAUGGGCUGAGCGGCUGGAACGGCCUGUCGUGGGAGUUCCUCGUCCAGGCCAACUGGUUCGACCAGUGGCUGCGCGUCGAGAAAGAGUUUGCCCUUGGGCGUUACCACGACAUUGUAGAAGCCGACGAUUGGAGACAGGUCGACUACGAAAGCGUCGACGCCAAAGCUACCAAGCCGACAAAGGGGGCAAUCCGUGUCAACGAUUUACUCGAAACCGUCACAGAUCGAUACAGACCCCUGACAUCCUUCAAGCACAAGUUGGCCUUUCUGAUCGACAUCCAGAUUGCCAUAUUCGACCAAUUUCACGAGCGGCUGAGCGACAGCCUAGAGGCCUACCUCCGGAUGACCACCGCCCUGGGUCGCGCCAUGGGCGGUGUGAGCAAAGAGGAGCAGGACAAACUGCUCGGCAUCGAGGGCCUGGAGAGCCUGUGCAGGACCUAUGGCAGCGCCGACUACCUCGAAAAGGCAAUGCGUGACUGGAGUGACGAUGUGUUCUUCCUGGACAUCUGGGAGGAGCUGCAGCAUCGCGCUCAGCACGGCGGCAGCAUAGGCACCCGCACCGUUGCCGCCGUUGCCGAACGCACCUCCAAGAACGUCGGCGCAAGCAAAGUCGACGCCUCGGACGCGGGCGGUCUCUUUGACGAAACGGCUUCGUGGUACGCGCGCCUGCGCGACCGCAGCGAGCAAAUCAUCACCGAGACGCUCGUCUCCAGCGUGCGGGUGGCGCUCAAGCCGUAUCGUCAGAUCAAUCCUUGGGCGACGCUCUCGAGCUCGGGCCCAGGUGGCAAAGAUCUCAGCCCUACCGCCGAACUCGACCCGCUGCUGUCCCAUCUCAGCACCACCCUGGCGUUCCUGUCUCGCGUUCUGGCUCCUGCCCCACUGCGCCGCAUCACCAGGGCCGUCCUCGCCACCGUCAACGCUGCAAUCUUCGACUCGGUCCUGCGAGUCAGCUUCUCCACCCCGGGUGCCGCCCAACUGAACGCCGACCUCGAAGCGAUCUGCGCUGUCAUCGACGACAUGGUCGGUGCAGGCGUGGCCGAAUCCGGCCUGAGGAGGUGCUUCGAGGGCGCCAAGCUGGUCAGCCUGCCCAUCCGGGGCGUCAAGAGUUCUACGAAUACCGCCACUGCCACGGAGGAUGGCGGGGAGGAGUGGGACGCAUGGGCCGCCGACGACGCAGACGCCGACGCGGAUCCCGCAACGUCAGGGGCGGGGCCGCAAAAAGCAACGCCCAAGCGAGACGCAGAUGGCAGCGCCAAGGCGGGCCUGGAGCUGGGGCUGUGGGAGGUGGAGCAGCGUCUGUUCGCCGACAACCAGAGUGCGCGCGACGUCCUCGCGGAGCUGGGCCUUGAAGUGCUGGACGAGAAGGAGGCGAGGCGGCUGCUUAGCUUGAGAGUCGAGCUCGCGGGCUAG